Messenger RNA from Medicago truncatula (barrel medic), 1891 nucleotides. Its product is annotated as plant-specific TFIIB-related protein PTF2. NCBI's taxonomy places the organism in Eukaryota, Viridiplantae, Streptophyta, Magnoliopsida, Fabales, Fabaceae. The record is from RefSeq and is a predicted model, not a curated record. Bases 165 to 1763 code for a protein of 532 amino acids. The transcript has a single exon.
UCUCGGCCAUAUCCACAUAGGUUUUUAAAGCUUCAGUUUGGCAACACAUUCAUCAUUCAUAGCACAAUAACGAUUGAAAAUGCCUGAAAUCUAAUGAUUCACAACCAAUAAUUUAUUAGAAUUGAAUUCACAAACUCUAAACCCCAAAUCAAUUUCACAAUCCAAUGUCAACUUCUCGUCGCUGCAUAAACUGCAGCAAAACCUCAUUCACCCGCGACGACGAAACCGGCGGUUCAUUCUGCUCCUCAUGCGGCGCAGAACAGCACUUCGAUCAAUUCGAAACUUACACCAUCGGAAUCAACGGUCCACAAGGAACCUUCAUCCACAUCGGAACCUCCGGUUCAGGUACUAUCUACUCUUACAAAGACCGUAAAUUAUUCUCCGCUCGUAAUUCCAUUGAACAAUUCACCAUUAAAUUAGGUUUAUCUUCCAAGAAAAUUGAAAUUAAUACUAUGAUUAGUGAUAUCACUGAUGGCGAAUUCGGUCAAGGGGAUUGGUUUCAGGUUUUAAUUGGAGCAUGUUGUUAUGUUGUUAUGCGGAGAGAUGAACGUGCUUUAUCCAUGAAUGAAGUUGCGAAUGCUGUUGGUUGUGAUGUUUUUGAGCUUGGGAAGAUGGUUAUUAGGGUUGUUGAUUAUUUGGAUUUGAGAGGGAGUGAUUUUCCGGAUUUUGAUAUUGUGCAUUUGUUGAAAAGGAGUGUUGAUAGUUGUCGUUGUUUUAGGGAGGUUGAUAGGAGUUUGGUUGAUAGAAUGAAGAAACAAGGGGUGUUUUUGUUGCAAUGUGCGGUGAAAUUGUUUUUGAGUACGGGGCGUAGGCCGUUACCUUUGGUGGUUGCGGUUUUGGUUUUGGUUGCGGAGAUUAAUGGAGUUGAUAUUCGGUUGGAGGAUUUGGCGAAGGAGGUUCAUGCUAUUGUUUCGACUUGUAGAACUAGGUAUAGAGAGCUUCUUGAGACGCUUGUCAAUGUUGCGCAAGUGUUGCCUUGGGGGAAAGAUAUUACGAAGAAAAAUAUAAUUAAGAAUGCGCCGUUUGUGAUUCAGUAUAUGGAGAAGAAGUCUAUGUCGAAGCCUGUUGAGAAGAGGAAGGAUGUUGAUCAGACUGGGUUGGAUUUGGCUGAUGUGGUUGAUGAGUGCUUAACACAGGAGGGGCAAUACGAGUAUGGGGUUGAUGGAUUAAUUCACCGAAAAGAUUCUCAGUAUUUUUCAUUGCAAAGUAAUUGUGAUAGAGAAGGCAUCGUGGAUGAUGAAAGGUUACAGAUUUCACCUGAAUGUUUGUCUUUGAUGUAUGACAAAUUUUUAAAUGAGAAUCGUGAUGCCAUGUCUUCAAGGAGUGCAAAUGUUCAGAAACGAAAAAGGUUGGAGCUUGAUUUUCAGGAGUGGUGGAAUGAAGAAUCAGAACUGAGCAGAAAGCUUAUACUGAAAGAGUUACUAGAGAAGGAUAUUGGGGUGGAAACCAUGCCACCAUCAUUUGUCAAUGGUCAAUUGAAAUGUAAAAUGAGGCGAGAGAAGAUCAAUGCUGCAAAGAAGCGGAUAAAAAGAAUAACUCAUCCAUUACAUUCUGAUCUUGGUGAUACUGCAAAUCUUGGCAUUUUAGAUAGCACUUGCACUGAGAGAAAGAAGAAAAGAAGAGGAAUGGCAGUUGAUGGUAUUGAUUGGGAAGACUUAAUUAUUGAGACACUUGUUCUUCAUCAAGUAAAGGAUGAGGAAAUCGAGAAGGGGCAUUACAAUACCUUACUAGGCCUAUAUGUGUUCAACUCUGGCGUUGUAUAAGAGAAGUUUAAGAUGUAAAAACAUUAUAUGAGAAGAAUUAAGAAUUUCAGAUUUACCGGCAUUUCAAUUAUCCAUUGAUAUUUUUUCACUGAUCAAUCAUAUGAAUUAUCCGAUAUUUUAAUGCUGCA